This is a messenger RNA of Cantharellus anzutake, 492 nucleotides long. RefSeq lists its product as uncharacterized. The record is from RefSeq and is a predicted model, not a curated record. The coding region runs from base 1 to 492 and encodes 163 amino acids. The transcript is spliced from 3 exons. Lineage: Eukaryota; Fungi; Basidiomycota; Agaricomycetes; Cantharellales; Hydnaceae.
AUGUGGACGCUUUUACACCGCGACAUCACCUUCGGGAUCACUCGACAAGCCUGCCCUGAAUCGUGUCGUUCGCCCGAUCUCAACCCAGCCUCGUCAAGCAUGCCCCCGAACCGUGUCGUGGCACCGAACGAGAACGCAGUGGUAAGUCAGCCAAAGCAAUCACGAAGGCGAGCAAGGCUGAGCGAAAACCUCGUCAAGCAUGCCCCCGAACCGUGUCGUGGCACCGAACGAGAACGCAGUGAUCUCAACCCAGCCUCGUCAAGCGUGCCCCCGAACCGUGUCAUGGCACUGAACGAGAACGCAGUGGUAAGUCAGCCAAAGCAAUCACGAAGGCGAGUCAAAGCUGAUCGCGAAGUAAACUCAUCUUGUGGACGCUUUUACGACCACGACAUCAAUCACGAUGACAUGGUCAACCGAAAGUACCAGAAGGAGUUGCAACCGGGCAACAUCGUUAUUGUCACCUUCAACAAUUCCGCGAGACUUGAGGGCUGA